AUGUCUGAUAGUACCAACCCGUUAACAGAGCACCAGAUUGCAGAUGGUCAGUCACUUCAACGUGUGGAUAUCCGUCAAAUCUGCCUUCGUCCAUCGUACCAUGAUAUAUCCAUCGAAGCCUACGGCUCUGACACCCACAAUCUACUUCCGCAUAUUCCACAGUGCAUCGAACUGCGUAUAAGGGGACAGAAUGACAGAAACUCGUCCCCCGUAGCUGCUUCUUCGAUACAAGCUAGCGAUGGCGAUGUAUCAAAGUCAGCUAAGGCGGUCAAUGGUAGGGGAAUGCGGGCCGAAGGCGACAGAAGCGGGAAGGCGCUCCUAGUCUAA
Molecule: messenger RNA, 327 nt
Organism: Histoplasma capsulatum G186AR
Lineage: Eukaryota; Fungi; Ascomycota; Eurotiomycetes; Onygenales; Ajellomycetaceae
Exons: 4
Coding region: 1-327 (108 amino acids)
Source: RefSeq, a predicted model, not a curated record